AUGGACAACUACAUCUGCGUAGAUCCGCUUUCGAGCAGGCCCAUUGAAUGCUGGAAAAAGUACAAACGGCUAGGACGAGUCUCUGGGCCAGCUAAAACACUCAGGCUUGACACCCCAGUUUUUGACAACAAAGUCAGGUUCGUCUGCAUUUCCGAUACGCACGAGAGGCUAGAUGAGUUUCUUCCAAUCAUCCCUGACGGUGACGUGUUGAUUCAUGCGGGAGACUUCACCAAUUAUGGCGAUCUUGGAGAAGUCAUCAAGUUCAACUCUGAAAUUGGUCAACUCCCACAUAAAUAUAAACUGGUGAUCCCCGGCAAUCACGAACUUGGUUUUGAAGACGGCGAAGUGAUGAAUGAUAAGCAAAUGGCUGGACUGAAUAUGCUUGGAAUUAAGAAGGCUUAUGAGCUGCUCAGUAACUGCCCACAUUAUCUCUCGACCCGCUCAAUUGACGGUUACGCUGGUAGGAUCAAACGGAUUCGUUUACGGGUAGACCACACUCAUCCAUAUGCGGAGUCAGGGCCUCAUUAUACCUUCCCGUUAUGCGUGCCUCCACACCUACGAUCGUUGAAAGGACGCGUAGCAGAGGCAUACAUAAUAUGCGUAUACGGUAUAAAAGUCUACGGAACGCCAUGGCAUUCAAUGCCCGGAUAUUCGUUCUAUCGUCCACGAGGACAAAAAAUUCUUCACAAGUGGAAUAUGAUUCCGCCUAAAACAGAUGUGCUUAUUACUCAUACGCCGCCCCUAGGUCAUGGCGAUUUUAAUUCAUGGGAUAAAAUGGACGGGAUUCUGGCCGGUGAUGUUGAGUUGUUGAAUACGGUCGAGCAACGUGUCGUACCAAAGUACCAUGUGUUCGGUCAUGUCCAUCAGAUGCAUGGUGCGACCACCAACGGUACGACAACCUUCAUCAAUGCAUCGCUUUGUGAUCACAAACUACGCAGCGCCUAUGAUCCUAUCAUUUUUGAUCUUCCUCUACCACGCGGAGUAUCUAAAUAA
Molecule: messenger RNA, 993 nt
Organism: Cooperia oncophora
Lineage: Eukaryota; Metazoa; Nematoda; Chromadorea; Rhabditida; Trichostrongylidae
Source: the annotation of a GenBank genome assembly